Messenger RNA from Dreissena polymorpha, 956 nucleotides. RefSeq lists its product as uncharacterized. Lineage: Eukaryota; Metazoa; Mollusca; Bivalvia; Myida; Dreissenidae. The transcript has 4 exons. The record is from RefSeq and is a predicted model, not a curated record. The coding region runs from base 60 to 956 and encodes 298 amino acids.
CCAUAUUCAUAUCUAUGUCUUUUCAUUUACUUGACAGCGGCGGUCGGCUUUAGUACAGUAUGUAUUUAAAAUUGCUACUUUCGAUCGUACUGUUUGUCAAUGUGGCGGCGCAAUCAGUGAUCCUGUAUGCAGACACGACAGACUUGUCAGCUGGUCAUUCACCACAUCUGACUUGUGACCAUUCCUACGACUCACUCGUCUCAUGGUGGCUAAAUGGACGAAUUGCUCUGAGAGCGACAGUGAACGGAGGAGAAUGCAUGACUAGCCCAACGAAACCACCUUAUCUGGCUGACUGUACGUGUGCAGUUACAGUGCACACAUGUACACUUAAGGACUUGUCCUGGUCUAACGUUGGUGACCAAUGGGCAUGCUCCAUUGGAACUUGGAAUGGUACUGAUAUAAAAAGUAACAUUCUGACAAUAACAGUGCCAGCUCCCAAAUCAGUGAACCUAUCUGCAGACACGACAGACUUGUCAGCUGGUCACCCACCACAUCUGACUUGUAACCAUGACUACUACCCGAUCGUCUCGUGGUGGCAUAAUGGAGGAAUAGCUCUGAGAGCGCAAGUAAACGGAGGAUACUGCCUUGAUAUCCCAACGAAUCCAGCUUAUCUGACCGAGUGUACGUGUUCAUACACAGAGCACACAUGUACACUUAAAAACUUGAGCAGGUCUAACGUUGGUGACCAAUUGGCGUGCUCUGUAAGCAAUUGGGAUGGUACUGUUAUAACAAGUAACAUUCUUACAUUAACAUUGCCAGCUCCCAAAUCGGUGACCCUAUAUGCAGACACAACAGACGUGUCAGCUGGUCACUCACCACAUCUGACUUGUCACCAUGACAACUACCCAAUCACCUCGUGGUGGCUUAAUGGAGAAAUAGCUCUGAGAGCGCAAGUAAACGGAGGAGACUGCCUGAUUAUCCCAACGAAUCCAGCUUAUUUGACCGACUGUACGUAA